AUGUGUAGAGGAAAAAAUGCGUGGAUGUUGAAGAACUCAACUUCACUCAUAUUGGGAAUAUGUCUGCUCUUUCUUGUACUGCAAAAUGUUAAUUGUGAAGAUGUCCCAAUAAGAUUGAAGACUUCAAAUAAUUUGAGAGGUGGACCUAGCACCAAUAGAGAGUCGAAUAUCUUGGUCCCAGCCUUUGAGCCAAGUAAAGAGUAUAUUGAUACGUAUUUUUCGUAUAUCGAAGACUUUCUUAAAAAUGUCAAUUACUUAUCAACCUUAAGUGUUUCUCUUGAGGUAUUCAGUUCAAUAUGCUUUGUUUUGUGUUUAAGAGGUCUUUCAACUCAAGAAACUGCAAAAAGAGGAAACUCCUUAGGAAUUGUUGGUAUUAUAUCUGCAAUAGCAGCUACUUUCUUGGCCCCUACUUUUUCAAUGAACUGGAUUAUGUUUAUCGUUCCAUUUGCCGUAGCAAUUUUUAUUGGGAUUCCAAUGUCUCACUUUGUUUCAAUGGUUAAUAUACCUCAAUUGGUUGCCCUAUUCCAUUCAUUUGUAGGUUUGGCAGCAAUGUUAAUAUCCUUUGCAAAUUUAUGGACACCAUUCCAGUCAGAAGAUGGAGAAUUUUCGUCUGUGCAUGCAGUCGAAAUGUUUAUUGGAGAGGCCAUCUCAGCAGUUACCUUUACCGGAAGUAUUGUUGCUGCAGGGAAGUUGCAUGAAAUAUUCCCUACUGGAGCUCUUAAGUUACCAGGGCGUCAUUUCUUAAAUGCAUUCAUGGUAGCAGGUUUAAUUGCUUUGGGAUCAGUCUUUAUCGCUAUCACAGAUUAUGCAAAUAGGACUUAUUUAAUGUAUGGAAACAGUUUGCUCUCAAUGUUACUAGGAAUACAUUUAGUGGCUUCUAUUGGAGGAGCAGAUAUGCCUGUGGCAAUUUCUAUGCUCAAUUCAUAUUCAGGCUGGGCUACUUCUUUUACUGGAUUCCUCAUAAAUUCCAAAAUACUCAUUAUAUGUGGAGCUCUAAUUGGUUCAUCCGGUGCGAUUCUUUCUCACAUUAUGUGCAUAGGAAUGAAUAGAUCCCUAUUAAAUGUAAUGAUUGGAGGCUGGGAAGGCACUGGGGACUCCAAUGAUGGACAGACACUUGGAGAUCAGUCUGAUGUAAACCAAACCAAUGCAAUGAAAGUAGCUAGAGACCUUUUGUCUGCAAAGAAAGUAUUAAUAGUACCUGGCUAUGGUAUGGCAGUCUCUAGAUCACAACAGGACGUUGCUUCUAUAGUAAAUGCUUUAAGAUUAAGAGAUAUCCAUGUGGAGUUUGCUAUACACCCCGUUGCUGGUAGAAUGCCAGGGCAUAUGAAUGUACUACUUGCAGAGGCGGACGUUCCAUAUUCUAUUGUCAAGGAGAUGGAGGACGUAAAUCCAAAUAUGGAAAGUUUUGAUGUGGUUUUAGUUAUUGGAGCAAAUGAUACCGUAAAUCCACUCGCACUUGAAAAGAAUUCCAAAAUUAAUGGAAUGCCAGUCAUAGAGGUUUGGAGAGCAUCCAAGGUUAUUGUUUCAAAAAGAAGUCUUGGAAAAGGAUAUGCAGCUAUAGAAAAUCCACUCUUCUUUAAAAGUAAUGUUGAAAUGAUCUUUGGAAAUGCAAAGGACUCUAUGAUUAACAUUUUACAAAACAUUGUAUCCAUAUCUCCUGAGCAAAAGAGAGCUAACUUAAAUGAUGACGAAGAAACUAUUGAUAACGCAGCAACCGAUCAAGCAGACAAAGAAGAGUAUCCUGCUCCUACUAUGACUAUUGGAAUCUUGAGGGAAGACCUUCCCAGUGAGAAGUUGGUUUCUAUUGCUCCAAAUUAUGUUAAGAAACUCCGUAGACUUGGAUUUAGAGUUCUUGUGGAAACUGGAGCAGGACUAAAGAGCCAGUUUGAUGACCAAAAGUAUGAGGAUGCGUCCUGCACCAUUAUGGCUACUCGCCAAGAUGUUGUGAGCCGAUCUGAUAUCAUAGUUAAAGUACAAAAGCCAACGGAAGAAGAAAUUUCACAGAUGAAGUCAGGACAGACGUUAAUUAGUUACAUAUGGCCAGCACAAAACCCAUCAUUACUUGAGUCUUUAGCUAGCAAGGGAGUUACUACUAUAGCUUUGGAUGAGGUUCCAAGAACUACGAGAGCGCAAAAGCUUGACAUUAGAAGUAGCAUGAGCAAUUUGGCAGGUUAUAGAGCCGUAAUAGAGGCCUUUGUUCACUUACCCAAGUUAUCAAAGUCCUCCAUUACUGCUGCUGGAAGAGUGGAUGCAGCCAGAGUAUUUGUAAUAGGAGCUGGUGUUGCAGGAUUACAAGCUAUUGCAACUGCAAAGAACCUUGGAGCUGAUGUAUUUGCAAGUGACACAAGAACUGCAACUAAAGAGGAAGUUGAAAGUUUAGGAGCCAAGUUUGUUGCUGUUGAAAUUAAGGAGGAAGGUGAUUCUGGAUCGGGUUAUUCUAAGCUAAUGAGUAAAGAGUACCUACGAGCACAGAAAAACCUCUAUUCUAAAAUGAUUAAGACUUGCGAUGUUAUCAUUACCACAGCAUUGAUUCCAGGAAGACCUUCUCCAAAAAUCAUCACUAGAGAAAUGGUUAAUUCUAUGAAACCUGGAAGCGUUAUUGUAGAUAUGGCAGCAGAAAUGGCUGAUACAGCUUCUGGAUGGGGUGGGAAUUGUGAGAUCACCAAAAAAGAUCAGGUCUAUCUGGACGAAAAGAGUGGAGUUACUAUUAUUGGGCUCACAAAUCUGCCAUCCACAAUGCCAUCCCAGGCUUCUGAACUUUUUAGUAUGAAUAUUGUCCACCUGCUAGAAGAACUUGGGGGUGCAGAACACUUUUCAGUUGACAUGGAAGACGAUCUUUUGAAGGAGAUGGUUGUCACAAUUAACGAGGAGGUCAGUUAUGUUCCAGUUGAUAAAAGACCCCCUCCACCAGAAAACGAAAAUUCGACUCCUUCCUCAAGCUCAUCCUCAACUGAAGCAUCCACAGGAUCAUUCUUAAGAACAAUGGAAAAAAUCAUUUAUUCUAAUGUUGCUUUUGGAUUCUUAGUAUUAUUAUCAGUUCUUAUUUCAGUAGGACUUGGAUAUGUUAUAGACCACAAUACCUUGGGCAAUAUUCUUGUUUUUUCACUUUCUGUAAUUGUUGGCUAUUACUGUAUAUGGAAUGUUACUCCUUCUUUACAUACUCCGUUAAUGUCUGUAACUAAUGCAUUAUCUGGAAUCAUCAUUAUAGGAGCAAUGUUGGAAUGUGGCCCUGUCAUUUUAUUCACAGAUUUCCAGGUCUAUUCUUUACUCUUGUUCUUUGCAAUGUUACUCAGCUCUAUUAACAUUAUUGGAGGAUUUUAUGUUACUACCAGAAUGUUAUAUAUGUUCACCGAUCACCAAGUUGGCUCUUGUACAGAGGAGGAUGUACAAGGAACCAGACAUACUACCAUUAUAUAG
Molecule: messenger RNA, 3417 nt
Organism: Cryptosporidium ubiquitum
Lineage: Eukaryota; Apicomplexa; Conoidasida; Eucoccidiorida; Cryptosporidiidae
Product: pyridine nucleotide NAD transhydrogenase
Exons: 1
Coding region: 1-3417 (1138 amino acids)
Biological process (GO): NADPH regeneration; proton transmembrane transport
Cellular component (GO): mitochondrial inner membrane
Molecular function (GO): NADP binding; NAD binding
Source: RefSeq, a predicted model, not a curated record